Molecule: messenger RNA, 2627 nt
Organism: Diachasmimorpha longicaudata
Lineage: Eukaryota; Metazoa; Arthropoda; Insecta; Hymenoptera; Braconidae
Product: facilitated trehalose transporter Tret1-like
Exons: 3
Coding region: 337-2049 (570 amino acids)
Biological process (GO): carbohydrate transport; transmembrane transport
Cellular component (GO): membrane
Molecular function (GO): sugar transmembrane transporter activity
Source: RefSeq, a predicted model, not a curated record
CUAUUUUCUCCUGUCACACUUGGAAACAUCAUGUGUGGAUCGACGAAUAUGUGGCAAUCUUGAGGCACUAGGUAUUCCAAUGACGUAACAGGCUGUAUAUAUUGGGGGGGUGUUGAAAGAAGGGUUGAAUUAUCCCCAGGAAGUGUUGGAUUUUCAAUUUUGGGUUGGAGAGACUCCUUGAUUUUCUCGAUUGGUCUCUCUCCCUGGGGACUGUUAUUAUUAUUAUUAUUAUUAUUAAUUUGAUUGGAGAGUGACUAUUUAACGGACGUGCCUCGACGGUGAUCCAGUGUGAGGACCGCGUGCUACUGCAUUUGCAUUCGCUCUCGAUUGGCAAACAUGCCGACAUCGCUCACCACUAAUUACGAGACAUUUCCUACAUCCUCGCUAAAAAAUGUGGACAAUCGAGGGACGGAGGAGAAAGCCACCCUCAUGGACCACAAUUCACUGCCCAAGAUCCAGAGUAUAAAUACACCUGGUGAUCCGGAGAAUGGAAAAAUUCCAUCGCAGCAGUUUGGUAGUUCUCUGCGACAAGUUUCCGCGGCUUUUGUAGCACAAUUGGGAACAGUCAACACGGGAAUGACUUUCGGAUUCUCAGCGAUAGCUGUUCCACAGCUCAAAGCUGUCACAACGGCUAUUGUGGACAGUUCAACUGUAUUAAAUGAUACCAAUGGCAAUUAUGUCAAUUGUAGUAUUAUCAAUGAGACUUUGUACAAUUGCAGUAUGUAUUCCAGUGCAAUUAGAAUUGAUGAGUCACAGUCAUCGUGGAUAGCGAGUAUGUCGUCAAUCGGCACGCCAAUCGGUUGCCUCUUAACCGGUUACUUAAUGGAUUACCUUGGUCGCAAACGUUCCCUCAUAAUCACGGAGAUCCCAGCUCUCCUCGGCUGGUUGUUGAUAACCUUCGCCACGAACAUCGAGGCCAUAUACGCCGGGCGCUUCUUCGUGGGUCUGGGCUCGGGAAUGGUGGGUGCUCCAGCGCGAGUCUACACUAGCGAAGUCACCCAGCCCCAUCUCCGAGGGAUGCUGACAGCCCUGGCCUCAGUGGGUGUGUCGACAGGUGUCCUAAUAGAGUAUGCCCUCGGCAGCAUUCUCCACUGGAAAAUAUGCGCAGCAAUAAGCGCCCUCAUACCCCUGGCCGCUCUCGUCCUCAUGUUCGCCUUUCCGGAGACCCCUUCGUACCUCAUUUCCCGGAGUAAACCCGACGAGGCGAAGAAGGCCCUGAGGAAGUUUCGGGGGAGCAACUAUAAUCUGGACAGGGAGAUGGAGACCCUCGUAAACUUCUCGGCGAAGAACAACUUGAAGAGACUGACCGGUUUCGGGGAAAUCAUCCGGGCAUUGGUCAAGCCCAAUGCCCUCAAGCCCUUUGCCCUUCUCUGCCUUUACUUUCUGAUUUAUCAGUGGAGCGGGACAAACGCCGUGACCUUCUACGCUGUGGAGAUCUUCAAAGCCUCGGGGACAAGCAUCAACAGCUACCUCGCCACCGUUAUCCUCGGAGUUGUCAGGCUUCUCUCCACCAUCGCCGCGUGUAUCCUCUGCAGGAAGUGCGGUAGACGGCCCUUGACACUCAUCUCCUCCGUAGGUUGCGGUCUCUCGAUGCUCGGCCUCGGCGGCUACGAGUGGCUUAGGGUGUACUGGAAGCAUUAUGGAAUACAGGCCACCUGGACCUGGAUUCCCCUCGUCUGCAUGUUCUCGUACACCAUCGCCUGCACUCUGGGAUUUCUAGUCAUUCCAUGGGUCAUGAUUGGGGAGGUUUAUCCGGUACAAGUCAGGGGCAUCGUCGGUGGCUUCACCACCAUGGCUGCGCACUCCUUCAUUUUCAUGGUGGUCAAGACAUUUCCCUUGCUGAAGAGCACCAUCACCGAGCAUGGGACUUAUCUACUCUACGGGUGCAUCUCCUUCUUCGGCUCGAUUUACUUUUACAUUUGUCUACCAGAGACGAAGAAUAAGAGUCUUCAGGAAAUCGAGGAUUAUUUCUCGGGGAGACCGUCCACAGUCGUUACUGGACGGUUGUUCUGGAGGAGCCGAAAAAUCACCCCCGCUGGGAAGAUUUAAAAAAUUUAUAAAAAAAUACAAUUUUCUCGGGAAACAAAUUCUCUCUCAAAUCACUCCUACUCCUAUAUACUUUUUUUGAAAGAGGCUUUUUUUUGGGCACAAAGAGGAGGUGAUAAUGAGAUUUUUCUAACAACAUUCCGAUUUCCGUUGGAAUAAUAUCAUCUCACGCAAUAAUUUAAGAAUUCAAAGUCAUUAAAUAUAUUUCACGGUUAGAAACGUUAUCAGAGAAUUACACAGUAGGUUCUCGAAAUACCCAGUGGAAACUGCAAAACAUAUUGUUUACAAUUUAGCAGUUUUAUCUCAAUGUGCCAAGGCUCCCCCACGUGUUCGCUGGAUGAACGCUUCUGACAGGUGCUAUUUAUUCCUAUUCGUGCCAAAAUAGAUAAUGAUAAUAGGAAGAAACAAUGUUUAUCACUAGAGGUAGAUAAUGCAAAGCUCAAAUUGCAGGAAAGAAACAAAUGCAGCAGCGACUUAUUUUUGUUAAUCAAAUAAGAGAUGAUAUAGUUGUACAUAAUCGUGACCACAUGUACAUAUUUGUUCCAAGUGUAUAUGAAAAUAGAUGUUUUUUUAAACCAGAA